This is a messenger RNA of Kwoniella shivajii, 651 nucleotides long. Its product is annotated as septum-promoting GTP-binding protein 1. The transcript is spliced from 7 exons. Gene Ontology annotation, molecular function: GTPase activity; GTP binding. The coding region runs from base 1 to 651 and encodes 216 amino acids. The record is from RefSeq and is a predicted model, not a curated record. Lineage: Eukaryota; Fungi; Basidiomycota; Tremellomycetes; Tremellales; Cryptococcaceae.
AUGGCAGACCAAGGAUACGCAUCAUCUGGAUCAGGUAGUGGAAGGGUCUCAGGAGGAGAAGGAGGUGAUAGGAAUUCAAUCGUGCUCAAAGUCGGCAUGGUGGGGGAUUCACAGAUUGGUAAAACGUCAUUGAUGGUGAAAUACGUCGAAGGUAGUUUCGAUGAAGAUUAUAUCCAGACGUUGGGAGUUAAUUUUAUGGAAAAAGCAAUAACGAUUCGAAAUACAGAAAUAACAUUUUCGAUAUGGGAUUUAGGUGGACAAAGAGAAUUCGUUUCAAUGUUACCAUUAGUAUCCAAUGAUGCAGUGGCUAUCCUAUUCAUGUUUGAUUUAACAAGAAAAGCUACUUUGAAUAGUGUCAAAGAAUGGUAUAGACAAGCAAGAGGAUUCAACAAGACAGCUAUACCUGUUUUAAUAGGAACGAAAUAUGAUCAAUUCGCUUCACUGCCAAGAGAAGAACAAGAAGAAAUUACAAAGCAAUCUAAAAGAUUCUCAAAAGCUAUGCAUGCUCCGUUGAUUUUCUGUUCAACAUCGCAUUCUAUAAAUGUACAGAAAAUAUUCAAAAUAGUAUUAGCCAAAGCAUUCGAUCUAAAAUGCGUCAUACCGGAGAUUGAUGAAGUCGGUGAACCAAUCUUACUUUAUGUCGAUGUGUAG